AAUCGAAAACGGGUCGGGUGUCCCUUAUCAUGCCAUGGCCACCCUGAGAGCUGUGCUAUCUGCGCACCAUGGCCUGGGCUACCUGGCGAUCCACGCCGGGCAGUUCGGAGCCCAGCCACUGCUGUCGCGGCGCUUCGUGGUGCCGGGCACGCCGGCCGCAUCGCUCGUUCUGGGCGCAGAAGUCGCCAAGGUGAUUGGCUGCAUGGGCAUGCUGAAGGUGGAAGGGCGCAUGGAAGAGGCCUUGAAAGAUUGGUCUUUCACUGGGUUCCUGUGGGCCGCAGGAGUUCCGUCCCUGACGUACUUGGUGCAGAAUUUGUGCUUGCAGGUGGCGUACCAGCGGCUGGAUGGCAUCGUGUUCAACAUUUUGAACCAAACAAAGAUGCUCUUCACAGCCUUCUUCGUGUUCCUCAUCGUGGGCCGGCGGCAAUCGGUGGUCCAGUGCUUGGCCUUGCUGAUUUUGACUGCAGCUGGAAUGUUGGUAAGCUACUCGGAAGCUUCGAAAAUGGCCGAGUCACGAAGCUCGGCUGAUGGCUUCAUCGUGGGCUCGUUUUGCAUUCUGCUGGGUUCAGCACUGUCAGGCCUGGGAGGUGCUAUUGCGGAAUGGAUUCUGCAGAGGAAGCGCCGGGACAGCUACCUCUUCAGUUCGGAGAUGGCGGUCCUCGGCAGUGUCAUCCUGCUGGUGCGUCACGCCGUCGACCCGACAGGCGAGGGUCUCUUUCACCGUUGGACGCUGCUCACGUUUGUCCCUGUGCUCACACAGGGCUGGGGCGGCAUCGUUGUGGGUCUCAUUGCCAAAACUUCUGGCAGCGUCCGGAAAGGCUUCGCAGUCAUGGUGGGGCUGAUCCUGUCCUGUGUCUUGAAGUGGCUGGUGGAGGGCGAGUCCCUGGGCUGGGCCACGCUGGUGGCCGUGCCGCUGGUGGCGGCGAGCAUCUACCUCCACGCACGAUACCCCCCAGCCGCCAAGCAGGCUUGAGGUUGCUUUGCCCCAGGGGCAGAGCCUGAGCCUUGAGCCCCAAGAGGCACCGGGGAACCAUCCGAGAAAUCAGUGAUCACUGCACA
Messenger RNA from Effrenium voratum, 1059 nucleotides. NCBI's taxonomy places the organism in Eukaryota, Dinophyceae, Suessiales, Symbiodiniaceae. The record is from the annotation of a GenBank genome assembly.